AUAGAAGAAAAUCAGGGGGGGAAAAAGCUCAUGACGAACGAGUAUAACAAUUGUUUCGUGACUUUCGUCCCCCAUCACCAGUCCACUGCGCCAUUCUCUCUCUUUCCACUUAUUUUAAGAUUUCAGUCACAAAAAGAUUCAAUUCUUUUCAUUCCUCUAGUCCCCCCUGAUUUAUUUUCCUAUCAAAUUACCGACGGUACUACUUGUCAUUCUGGAUGAGGAAUAUUUCCUGGGUUUUGCAGAUCAUGCCCAGAUCUUGUUAGUUCAUGAUCUAGCUGAAAAAUUUUGGAAUCCUUGAAUGGAAAGGAAAGCUAGAUGUCAAUCCCUGUAGGCAUGUAUCCUGUACACUAAGUGGAAAAGAUAGUAGCUUGUAAAGAACUGAUUGUGGUUCAAACUAUAUUGAUGGUAGGGUUGCCUCAUGUUGUGCACAUUCUUCGCAGUUGAUGAUUGUUUUCUAUUGUAUUUUCAUUGGGAUUGUGAUUUCAAGUUCUAGUGAUGAUUAAAAAUAUACUCAAUAAGCUCCCACGGAAACAAGGGAAGUUGGUAGAAAAUCGUGAUGGAAGAUCCUCUACUUUCUCUUCGAAUGUUUCAACUGCUUCGAGAAACAAUAAUACCCCAGGUUCCCGGUCAGGCAAUUCAAAUGCUGGAUCUCAUUCAGGGAUCAAUUCAACUUUGAAUUCCAGCGUAAAUCAUGGAAAUAAACUUCCCCACAUUUUAAAUAUGAAGGAGAAUGGGAAUACAGGAGUUUUACCUUAUGAAUUGCUGCCCAGUUUUAAAGAUGUCCCAAAUGUGGAGAAGCAAAACUUGUUAAUCGAAAAGCUGAAUUUGUGUUGUGUGGUAUUUGACUUCACUGACCCAACAAAGAAUUUGAAAGAAAAAGACAUCAAACGGCAAACCUUAGAGGAUAUUGUUGACUACAUCACUUCCGCAAAAGGGAAAUUCCCAGAAACUGUUAUGCAAGAGAUAGUAAGAAUGGUAUCCAUAAAUUUGUUUCGGACACUCUAUACACAGCCUCGUGAAAAGAAAGUCUUAGAAGCCUUCAAUUUGGAAGAAGAUGAACCCUUGAUGGACCCUGCAUGGUCCCACUUGCAAAUCGUCCAUGAAUUCCUUCUCAGGUUUGUGGCUUCACCAGAGACUGAUGCAAAGCUGGCUAAGCGGUAUAUAGAUCACUUUUUUGUUCUGAGGUUAUUAGAUCUCUUUGAUUCAGAAGAUCCCAGAGAAAGGGAGUAUCUGAAGACUGUUCUGCACCGUAUAUAUGGAAAAUUCAUGGUGCACCGUCCAUUCAUUAGAAAAGCAAUCAAUAAUAUAUUUUACCGUUUUAUUUUCGAAACCGAGAAGCAUAAUGGAAUUGCAGAACUAUUAGAAAUUUUGGGCAGUAUUAUAAAUGGGUUUGCUUUGCCAUUGAAAGAAGAGCACAAACUUUUCCUUGUUAGGGUGCUUAUUCCGCUUCACAAACCAAAGUGUGUGCCCACCUACCAUCAGCAACUAUCUUAUUGCAUCACACUAUUUGUGGAAAAGGACUGCAAACUUGCUGAUACUGUCAUAAGGGGCCUAUUGAAAUAUUGGCCAAUCACAAACAGUUCAAAGGAGGUUAUGUUCUUAGGUGAACUGGAGGAAGUCUUGGAAGCAACUCAGCCUCCAGAGUUCCAGCGCUGUAUGGUUCCUUUGUUCCGCCAGAUUUGUCAUUGCCUUUGCAGUUCACAUUUUCAGAUCUUGUUUCUUCAGGUGGCAGAGAGGGCUUUUUUUUUAUGGAACAAUGAUCAUAUUGAGAAUCUGAUCAAACAAAAUCGUGAAGUUAUUUUGCCGAUUAUCUUCCCUGCCUUCGAGAAGAAUGCAAGAAACCACUGGAAUCAGGCAGUGAAGAGCUUGACACUAAAUGUUCAGAAGAUCUUCUCUGAUACCGAUCCCGAGCUCUUUGAGGAGUGCUUGCUUAAGUACCAAGAAGAUGAAGCACAAGAAGAAGAAAUCAAAAUACAGCGUGAAGCCGCUUGGAAGCACUUAGAAGAUAUUGCUGCUGUGAAAGUUUCAAUUAACAAACCUGUGCUCGUAUCUCACAGGAUAAGCACAAACCCAUUGUCUGGCUAGAAACUGCGGGACCUAUGAUCGACUUAUUACCAUCUCGACCUGCUCAUUGUAGUGCUGAGUCCUGCAUAAGAAUACAUAGAGUGGGACUGGAGGUGCAACUAUGAAACUGGAAUUUGAUAAAGGCUCACUAGCUCCUAUUAUUGAGCUUCUGGUUUUUGCCCAUCAAGCGAACAGGGUGACGGUCACUGCUCCCAACCAUGUUUGGAUUUUGAGACAAUGGUUGUACAUAUAUAAUUGGGUGACAAAGAACUGGAAGUUGAAGGUUUGCAUUGCACUGUUACAUCGAAGAAAUUUGGUACUGAUUUUGGCUUUUCUUGUUAGAUCAUAGAAUAAUAUUGUUAAAAUUAACAUUUUUGCUGGACAACUUUGAGCUGGGUUUGCCUGGCAUGAAAUGGUAUUUUAGAAUCAAUUUAUGUAUAGAGCAUUUUUGACUGCUCUUAAAAGUAAAUCAAACUUAUUUUAUGGGCGCGUUUUAUACUAACUAUGCAAAAUACGAGAAAGCAGAGGCUUCUAAUGUAUUCAUA
Molecule: messenger RNA, 2609 nt
Organism: Olea europaea var. sylvestris
Lineage: Eukaryota; Viridiplantae; Streptophyta; Magnoliopsida; Lamiales; Oleaceae
Product: serine/threonine protein phosphatase 2A 57 kDa regulatory subunit B' theta isoform-like
Exons: 4
Coding region: 496-2085 (529 amino acids)
Biological process (GO): signal transduction
Cellular component (GO): protein phosphatase type 2A complex
Molecular function (GO): protein phosphatase regulator activity
Source: RefSeq, a predicted model, not a curated record